UGGGGUCACACCAUCCAACAGUCGCACGAAAAGAAAAUUCGCUAGUGAGGCCUUUGACGAAUUCCCAAGCCCACGUGGACUGCACCGCACCUUAUCAUCUUUUCAACCACUAUAAGAAAGAGUCCGCAAAAUGGUUGCACAAAUACCGUUGCUCAACUCCUGAUUCUCUCUCUCUCUCUCUCCAGCUUCUCUCUCUAGGGUUCUGCCGCCGCUAUCUGGAAAUCAUGGCUCGCCGUAGCUCAGGAAGAUCAGCACCCCGUGCGGCACCUCGUUCUGCACCAGUGCGCAACCCCCCUCAGCCAGCAAGCCGUGCUCCUCCUCCAGCUCCUGUUCAAGGUGGCAGUGGUGGAUCCAUGCUUGGAGGUCUUGGUGCAACAAUAGCUCAAGGCAUGGCAUUUGGCACUGGCAGUGCUGUUGCUCACAGAGCUGUGGAUGCUAUUGUGGGUCCUCGCACUAUUCAACACGAAGCUGUUGUCUCUGAAGCUGUUGCGGCUCCAGCAGCCACCACUAACAGCUUUGGCUCUGACGCUUGUGGUGUGCAUACCAAGGCAUUCCAAGAUUGCCUGAACAGCUCUGGGAAUGAUAUCAGCAAGUGCCAAUUCUAUAUGGAUAUGUUGAGCGAGUGCAAGAGGAACUCUGGUUCUAUGAUGGGUGCAUAAUUACCUACAGUUUCGUUACUCCAUCCUUCUGGCUAGCUGGUGGAAUGUUAGUUGAUUAUGAUGGAGGAAUGGCCUUAAGUUGUUGAUGACCAAUGGACAUGGAGUUGUUUUGAGUACUAAAAUUUGAAUAAUGAUUAAAACUUCUUGCCAUAUGGGCAUGUUCCAACUUUGCAACCUCCAUGACAAUGUUAAGUUUGGACUUUAGGCAAUUGCCUAUUCCUAUUUGCUACAUGGCUAUGCCAUCAUUGUUUGAAUGCUCUGAAUGAGUUAUGUGUUUGUGGGACGUGAUUGUUUAUUUGCCAUAAUUGUGCUUGCAAAUUGGUAUCAAUCUAUUGAUGGUUUGCUC
Messenger RNA from Rhododendron vialii, 1005 nucleotides. RefSeq lists its product as uncharacterized. Bases 225 to 659 code for a protein of 144 amino acids. The transcript has 5 exons. Lineage: Eukaryota; Viridiplantae; Streptophyta; Magnoliopsida; Ericales; Ericaceae. The record is from RefSeq and is a predicted model, not a curated record. Gene Ontology annotation, cellular component: mitochondrion; nucleus. Gene Ontology annotation, biological process: mitochondrion organization.